Messenger RNA from Mytilus trossulus (common blue mussel), 1155 nucleotides. Its product is annotated as diisopropyl-fluorophosphatase-like. The record is from RefSeq and is a predicted model, not a curated record. Lineage: Eukaryota; Metazoa; Mollusca; Bivalvia; Mytilida; Mytilidae. Bases 12 to 968 code for a protein of 318 amino acids. The transcript is spliced from 5 exons.
CAUUACUAGUUAUGGCGGACGACGCAGUUACCUUGCAAAAAUUGAUAGAACCGCAAUUCAUUAAGAUUACAGAAGGAUUCCCUGGUGCAGAGGGUCCUGUGUUUGACAAAUGUGGAAACUUCUAUAUGGUUGCACCUGAAGUGAAAACUGAUGGCAACUUUACUGGUCAAGUGAUCAGGAUUGACCUGGAUACUUGUAAGUCUACAGUAAUAUGUGAACCUAAUAUAGAUGGCUUUGGUGGAAUACCAGCAGGAUGUCAAUGUGAUAAAAAUAAUAUGAUAUGGAUAGCAGACAUGAGGCUAGGUAUCCUAAGCAUGAAUCAGUCCGGUCAGUUUAAUCAGUUAUGUAAAGAAGACAAAGAUGGGAAUACUAUGCAGGGUUGUAACGACUGCUGCUUUGAUUAUGACGGUAACUUAUGGGUUACAGCACCAGCAGGGAAAAUUGCACCACAUCCAUAUACCAGAUCAAACAAAGAGGCGUUUGGAUCUGUUUAUUGUGUGACAAACAAACACACAGUGAUAAAAGUAGACACUGGCUAUUUAUUUUCUAACGGAAUAGCUGUACAACAUUCUUUAGACGGGAAACCACAGAAGCUGAUUGUAGCUGAAACUCGAACACAAUCUCUAUGGGUUUAUAAUAUACUAGGUCCAGGUGCUGUUGGAAAUAAAACGUUAUGGGGGAAGUUGCCAGAGUGCCCAUCCGUAGAUGGAGUGCCGACAGGACCAGAUGGUAUGGAUUUUGAUGAGGCAGGAAAUUUAAUUGUUGCUCAUAUUCGUUCUGGAUAUCUGGAGGUAUUUGGACCUGAAGGAGGCAGACCCCAUACACGAAUAAAAUGUCCUUUUAUAAAGCCAAGUAACCUGCAUUUUCAGCCGGGAACCAGUACUGUGUAUGUUACAGAGCACGAAUUUGAUGGUUUAUGGAAAUUUCAGUGGUUAAGAAAAGGACAACCCCAGUACUGUGAACUGUAGAGGUCAAUUGUUUUCGACUGGUUAUCAAUAAUUUAAUUUCCAAAACCUGUCUUUACUGUGCGACACGGGAAAAAAUAUGUAAUUAAACUCCUCAUAGAUACCAGGACUAAAUUUUGUAUAUACGCCAGAUGCGCGUUUCGUCUACAAAAGACUCAUCAGUGACGCUCGAAUUCCAAAAAAAGUUAAA